CAAACAGUGGGGAGCUAGGCGUCCGGACAUCAUUAGUAGCUACACAUAUAAAGGUUCUGAACUCCAGCGUCACGUUAAAACGAAAACUUUACCUGUUUUUAACAAUACGCCUACACCUCUUCUUAAGUUUAAUUCGUAUGGUAUUUUAGGUUUUGCUUGUUUUUGUGUGUGCCUUUUUUCAUUUUUGGCUAGAGCGAGUUAAUCACCCUGACCAAUACGCAGUUGCGAAGAAAAGAUAAAGGAAUAAUAUGAAUCGCUGGCUAGCUAACGUUACACAAACACAACUCCAGAUACAUCUAGCUACCCUUUUGUAAGGGGGUUCAUUUUAAGGUAAAUGCGUUCAAGAUAGCGAAGACAUACAAAAAUCCAAAGACCGAAUAUAGCAAAAACUCAGCAAUCAUAACUUUGGUGAAAAGAAAAAACACUGUCCAUUGUAACGUUAGCAAGUCGACCACCUAAGUAAGACGCGAACAACACCAACCAGUACGAGUCGGCGCGAGACAGCAACGAUAGGUUUGGCAGAAGAGAAGCGCGCAUCUUUUUUACGUGUGGAAUGAACAUGGUCCACAUGAGUGUUUUUAUCCACGAACUCGCCCUGCAGCCAUGAUCGAGUGGGACAGACUGCGGACAGCAGAGGGAAAGGAGGUACGGAACCACCGACCGCCCCUUCUCGUGUAAAAGAGGAGCAUAUCAUGGGGCAGAGGGAAUUUGGCCCAUGCCUCCUUGAAAGCUCCCUCGCCACGCCACGACUCCACCGAUGAUGCCCAACACCACCAACUGUUUCAUGGUCGGCCCGCCGCCCUCCCAGGCGCUGGCUUUCCAGGAGCGGCUCUUCCAGCACGCCAACGCGCCGGCCGUCGUGCGGAGGACCCCCCAAAGAAAAGACUACACUCAAGAGAUACAAAGAGUGGAAUUGGACAGCAUCAUUCUCACCUGUCCUGAAACUUCAGACACUGGCGGGCUGCUGCUCGGGGGGAACGUGCAGAGGCGGGUGCAGAGCCGGCGGAGGCAGGCGUGCAGCUCGGCGUGCGACGGAGCCCAGCCCCUGCAGCCGGGCGGGUACUUCACGGUGUGCGGGAAGUGCAGCGCGCCCAGCGAGAACCACGGCAGCUGCCGGAACUGCGGGAACCCCCUGGCGUUCGGGAACCCCCUGGCGUGUGGGAACCCCCUGGCGUGCGCCGCCCCCCUGACGGAGCCCUGCCACCCAGCGCUGGCCCGGCCGCCCAUCCACCCGCCCCCCCCGGGACCGGACCCCCCACACUUCUUCCAACCUUUUUACAGCCCCCCGCCCACCGUCAGAGCGCCCCAGGCCAACGGCGUCGCCGGCAGGCCCUGCCUCCUGUCGUCCAAUCCGCAGGGAGGGGGCGUGGCCAGCUUCGGCACGCCCGCGGACAAGGCCUCCAGGGUCAGGAGGCAGCCGGGGACCAGACAGGAAGCUGCCGACACCAUCGUGCUCUCCAGUGAUGAGGAGGAGGACGAGGAAGGCACAUGCAUCGCCAGCAGGAUAGACAGCAUCUCGCCGUGCCCGGCUGACUCCGCCCACUCCUCGCCGGUGCCCGCCGCGGGCCGCGUGGAGACGGCCAUGAAGGACGGCUCGGAGUGGGAGGACGUCACCAGCGACUACUUCACCGACAUCAACACGCGGAUCACGGUGCCCAGGAAGACGCGCAUGAAGGACCCGUCCGGGAAGCACGUGCCGGAGAGCUGCAGCUUCAAGCGGAGGAAGGUGCUGCUGGUGAGCCCGGUCCACACCUGCGUGAGGAACCACGCGGUCAAGCCCGACAGCAUAGUGCUGGACUGCCGGAGCGUGCGGCUGGGGACGCUGCGCCGCAUGGUCACCAAACCCGUCAUCUUUUCACCUGAAUGCUUCCACAUUGAAACUGAAGCUCCCAAAGUGGACGUGCUGGAGAAGGUGGAGCUGAGGGCGUCGGAGCUGACGGGCUGCGAGUGGUGCUGCGUCCGCAAGCUCCCCACCCUCUUCCUCCAGACCACCCCCGCCGAGUGCCUCCGCCUCCGCACCCAGCUCAACAUGUCCCGCGACAACGGGGGCGUGUGGUACGACUGCAAGAGCACAGAUCCAGACGAGACGCACAUCGUCCUGAUAUUCGAAAAGGGGCUGUCCAUACAGGAGGAGGUCCUGCUGGAAGAAAUACUGAAGGAAAUCGGAAAGGCCAACAAGCUUAAAGGUUUUCCUACCAGGCUCCCCUUCCAGGAGGCCAAUGCCAGGCUUGUGCGCUACAAUAACCAGGCUAGAGAGAAGAAGACAGGUCAGAAGUCCGUUCAGAAGACGGUCCAGAAGACCGCUCCUUCUAACGACCAGCACUGCGUCCGCGCCCCCCCUCCACCCUGCCCUCCGUCCCCCGUGCCUCAGCCAGCCGCCGAGCCCGCCACGCACGCGCUCACGCACACGCACACGCGCACGUCCACGCGCCUCGCCCCCGCCACACACUGCUGCCUUGACGACCAGGACGAGGACUCGACGGAGCUCCCCCCUGCCUUCACCGGGCCGGUGGAAAAAAUAAUGGUGUACCCCCCACCUCCAGCCAAAGGGGGAAUAGUUGUGACGAACGAAGACCUCCACUGCCUCAACACAGGAGAGUUCCUGAACGACGUCAUCAUCGACUUUUAUUUAAAGUAUUUCGUUUUGGAGAAGUUGAGAAAAGAAGACGCUCAUAGGAUUCACGUGUUCAGUUCCUUCUUUUACAAGCGACUGAACCAGAGGGAGAGGAAGAGCGGAUCGGACUGUAGCCAUUUACCGAUGCAGAAGAAGAAGCACAAUAGGGUGAAAACGUGGACGCGUCACGUGGAUCUCUUUCAGAAGGACUUCAUUUUCGUUCCCAUUAACGAGUCGGCUCAUUGGUUCCUGGCUGUUAUCUGCUUUCCUGGUCUGGACGGGCCCCGGUUUGAGCCCAACCCCCUGUAUCAGGUACCGGGGUCUGUCCCAGCACACUGCUCCCUGGCCCAUCAGCAGCUGAGCGGGAUGGGGUGGGGGCAGUCGACAGGGUAUUCGGAGAGGCCCUACCCCGGCAUGCCCACCCCCCACUGCCUCAGGGCACCCUGCUUCAACCCCAUGGGCGCCUACGCUGAGCCGGCCAUGUCCUGGGACUGUGGCAGGGAGGACAUGGUGCCUAUCGGAAGCCACAUGGAUGGUUUGCACAGACUCGCAAUGUGUGAGGGCAGCGCUCACGAUGCGUACCAGUUCCCUGAUGACCAAAGCUCGUGCGAGGACGACAGCAGUGAGGAUGGAAUGCUGGACAUCGGUGGCCCGGAUGGUUCCAGAAACGCGGAAUGGACCUCGAGACCCACCAUCUGUAAACAGCCCUGCAUUCUCAUUAUGGACUCAUUGCGAGGACCUGGAAGGUCCACUGUGGUCAAGACGCUACGAGAGUACCUGGAGGUGGAGUGGGAGGUGAGGAAGGGGACCCGGAGGAGUUUUGGGAAGGAGGUGAUGAGGGGCUCCAGCCCCCGUGUCCCGCAGCAGGACAAUUUCAGCGACUGCGGGGUCUACGUCCUGCAGUACGUAGAGAGCUUCUUUGAGAACCCCAUCCCCAGCUUCCAUCUGCCCAUGAACCUGAUGGAGUGGUUUCCACAGCAACGGAUGAAGAGGAAGCGGGAAGACGUGAAAGAGCUGAUCCUGCUGAUCCAGAGCCUGCAGCAAACGGACCCGCUGUGUCAGGGACACUACCUGAGCGCUGAUCCAGGAUCAGUGGCCAACUAUUCCACAGGACCGUGGGCCCCCUGGGGACUCUGAUGAUCCACCAUCGGCUGGAGAGAGACCCACGGGGGGCGGGGGCGGGGGAGCGCGGGGAACACUGAUCCGGGGUCAGCCGCCCGGCACCCGGUCUGCAGAACCUCAGCGCGGGCUGACGGGACUUUUACUCCCGCAUCGCGUUCCUGAGCCGGCCACCAGUAGGCCCGGUCCGGUCCGGUCCGGUCCGGUCCGGUCCGGUCUGGUCCGGUCCGGUCCGGCCGCAGAACCGGCCGACGCCUACGAAGGUUCUUAACUGCUGGAUUCAUCUUGUUCUUUGUUUCUUUAAGUAAAAAAGGCAAUGUUUUGUUUCCUCCCUGUGGCCUGGGAGAACAUGUGAAGCUGUAGUUAAUAAAGUAUGUACAUAUGUUGGAGCCCGUA
Messenger RNA from Anguilla anguilla (European eel), 4129 nucleotides. It is a transcript of the gene senp6b, whose product is annotated as SUMO specific peptidase 6b. NCBI's taxonomy places the organism in Eukaryota, Metazoa, Chordata, Actinopteri, Anguilliformes, Anguillidae. The record is from RefSeq and is a predicted model, not a curated record. Gene Ontology annotation, molecular function: SUMO-specific endopeptidase activity. The coding region runs from base 758 to 3751 and encodes 997 amino acids. Gene Ontology annotation, biological process: protein desumoylation; regulation of spindle assembly; regulation of kinetochore assembly. Gene Ontology annotation, cellular component: cytoplasm; nucleus. The transcript is spliced from 21 exons.